UUGCCGGCCUCAAUGUUCAACACCAAACAUUCGCAGAAGCGGUUGAGGAACCAGGCUCAACGUUUGUUUAUGCGAAGUUUGACGGUAUCUUGGGUAUGGGCUAUGACACGAUAUCCGAGGAUGGAGUGACACCUGUUUUCAACAAUAUGGUCCAACAAAACCUAGUGCCAGAACCUGUUUUCAGCUUCUAUCUGAAUCGAGAUGACUCUUCGGACGAGGUAGGUGAAUUGAUAUUGGGUGGUACUGAUCCCGAUCAUUACGUCGGUGAGCUCGCAUACGUUCCUGUUACUGAGAAAGGAUACUGGCAAUUUACUAUGGAUAGGUAAG
Molecule: messenger RNA, 327 nt
Organism: Formica exsecta
Lineage: Eukaryota; Metazoa; Arthropoda; Insecta; Hymenoptera; Formicidae
Product: lysosomal aspartic protease-like
Exons: 2
Coding region: 96-326 (76 amino acids)
Biological process (GO): proteolysis
Molecular function (GO): aspartic-type endopeptidase activity
Source: RefSeq, a predicted model, not a curated record